CCACCGCACAAUCACCCCGCUCUCCGGAAACGCCACACGCCCCCCUCCAUUUGACUCGCCGUCGUCAUGCUUCCUAGGGUUGCCGCCUCCUCUCCGCCCGCCGCCGUGCCGCCCCCCCAGAUCGCCGGCGCGCCCGCUUUUGUCAGCCUUCCUGUGCCGCGUGUUGCUGGAGCCGCGCCGGUGUGCAGGGCGGCGGGAAAGGGGAAGGAGGUGCUCAGCGGCGUGCUGUUCCAGCCGUUCGAGGAGCUCAAGGGGGAGCUCGCCCUCGUCCCGCAGGCCAAGGACCUGUCUCUUGCUAGGCAAAAGUUCGUCGACGAGUGCGAGGCCGCCAUCAACGAGCAGAUCAAUGUGGAGUACAAUGCGUCGUACGCGUACCACUCCCUCUUCGCCUACUUCGACCGUGACAACGUUGCUCUCAAGGGCUUCGCCAAAUUCUUCAAGGAAUCCAGCGAUGAGGAGAGGGAGCACGCUGAGAAGCUCAUGAAGUACCAGAACAUGCGUGGAGGAAGGGUGAGGCUCCAGUCCAUUGUCACGCCCUUAACAGAGUUCGACCAUCCUGAGAAAGGCGAUGCAUUGUAUGCUAUGGAGUUGGCUUUGGCGCUUGAGAAGCUGGUCAACGAGAAGUUGCACAACCUGCACAGUGUAGCAACAAGGUGCAAUGAUCCCCAGCUAACUGACUUUGUUGAGAGUGAAUUCCUUGAGGAGCAGGUUGAAGCCAUCAAGAAGAUCUCUGAGUACGUUGCCCAGCUCAGAAGAGUGGGACAGGGGCAUGGGGUGUGGCACUUUGAUCAGAAGCUGCUUGAGGAGGAGGCUUGAAUUGAGGAGACGGUGAAAUUAGUAGGUUUCUUCCAUCCAUGGGGUCAUGCGGGUAAAAGGAAGAAAAUAAGUUGGAAGUCGUCGUCUGUGUAUUCGCCAAAUUAAGUUCGCAGUAGCAUUGAAGUGAAUGAAUCGACAAUAGGUCAUUCACUUCCCCUUGUGUUAGGUUAUUAGUAGAGCUUGAGAAUCAUGUAUGUGUCGCGCGUCCUACCAAAAAGGAAAAUACAUGUUGAUGCUGUACUGGAGGGGCACAUUACUACAUUUACAUGUUUGUUGGUUGAGAGAUUUUGUUGGCAGCCAAUAAGACAGAACAAUACAAUAAUCCCUUCUGUUCUGUGGUGAUA
Oryza brachyantha (malo sina) is the source of this 1160-nucleotide messenger RNA. Its product is annotated as ferritin-1, chloroplastic-like. NCBI's taxonomy places the organism in Eukaryota, Viridiplantae, Streptophyta, Magnoliopsida, Poales, Poaceae. The coding region runs from base 67 to 816 and encodes 249 amino acids. Gene Ontology annotation, molecular function: ferric iron binding; ferrous iron binding. Gene Ontology annotation, biological process: iron ion transport; intracellular iron ion homeostasis. The transcript has 8 exons. The record is from RefSeq and is a predicted model, not a curated record. Gene Ontology annotation, cellular component: cytoplasm.